Molecule: messenger RNA, 2685 nt
Organism: Labrus mixtus (cuckoo wrasse)
Lineage: Eukaryota; Metazoa; Chordata; Actinopteri; Labriformes; Labridae
Gene: fbxo25
Product: F-box protein 25
Exons: 11
Coding region: 142-1239 (365 amino acids)
Biological process (GO): protein ubiquitination
Cellular component (GO): nucleus; SCF ubiquitin ligase complex; cytoplasm
Molecular function (GO): protein binding
Source: RefSeq, a predicted model, not a curated record
UCAGAAACAGCAGGGGCGUGGACGAAAUCUUCUGUCCGCACUGUGUGUUUACUUCCGUCAAUAUUUCCAUCAAAGCAGGCAGAAGAGACAAGAAAAAGAAGCAAAGACGGAGGAUACAACAAGGGAGUCGCUUUUGGUAAAAUGCCUUUCUUAGGCCAAGACUGGAGGUCACCAGGAUUGAGCUGGACAAAGACCGAACAUGGUUGGAAGAGGAUUGUCUUCUAUGGACACGAGUUGGAUGAUGACAACAGAGAAAUAGAGUUGACAGAACUCUGCAGUGACAACAAAGAGAAUCUGUUUGUUGGGGAUGUGUGUGAGCUCGCCACCACAAAGAGGAAAAAGGACUUCUACAACAACAACACCAAAUCUCAGUUUGUUUUCAGGGAUAAAUGGAUCUAUGUGCAGAAAGGAAGCACAAAAGAGCGACAUGGAUACUGCACGCUCGGUGAAGCCCUCAACCGUUUAGACUUUUCCAGUGCCAUUCAGGACUUGAGAAGAUUCAACUAUGUUGCAAAGCUCUUCCAGCUAAUAGCCAGGUCCCAGCUGACUUCUUUGAGUGGAGCUGCCCAGAAAAACUAUUUCAACAUACUGGAGAAGAUCGUACGAAAGGUUGUAGAGGACCAGUACAACCCACGCCUUGUCAAGCAACUGCUGCAGGACCUGAGCUCCACCCUGCACAGUCUGACCAUCCAUGUAGGCAGGUGUGUCCUCGUGGGCAACGUCAACAUCUGGCUGUGUCGACUGGAGACCAUUCUUAAGUGGCAGCAGCAGCUCAACAACCUGCAGAUCCCAAAGCAAAUCUGUGAUGGCAUGUCAUUCAAUGACUUACCGCUAUACAUGCAGAACCAGAUCCUCUGCAAGUUAUCUGAUGCCUAUGACAUCAUUAACCUCGGACAGGCCACGCCCACUCUGCAUUGCCUCAGUGAGAACAGGGUGCUGUGGAAGAAACUCUGCCACUUCCACUUCUCAGACAAACAGUACUGUAGGAAUCUGGUCCUUACAAAGAGUGGUGUGGUGGACUGGAAGCUGAUGUACUUCACUCUGCAGAAACAUUAUCCAAUGAAGGAGCAGUACGGCGACACCUUGCACUUUUGCAAACACUGUAGCAUCCUCUUCUGGAAGGAUCGCCACCUGGCUUUGUUAUUCAAGGACUGUGGCCAUCCCUGCACAGCCAACGACCCAGACAGCUGCCUCAUGCCCAUCUCUCCACAGCACUUUAUCGACCUCUUCAAGUUCUAAACCUUCGUCGUUUUUUUCUUCAAGCUAAGUGUCCGUUUACCUCCGCUCCUGAGUCCGAGAGUGCGUACGAGACCUUGAUGUCACCUUUACCCAAAUACAAAGGGCUUGAAAUGAAAGAGAUUACUUUUGUAUGUUUUAAUUUCCUUACGCACAAAUGUUUCCAAGAUUUACCGUACAUGUUUGUUGCUUUUAUGAAUGUUAUUAAUGGGUGAAAUAUAAAAGGAACUUUGUUGUUUUCCUGCUUUUCCUCUUGCAGUAAAAAAAAAAGUUCAUUUCUGACGGGACAGAAAAAAAUAUGUUAAUGUUAUAUGAAUAUAUGAAAGGAUUUCAAUGUAAAAGAUGUUGUAGAGUGUUUAUGAUAGGAAAGUGAUGUUACAUAAGGGGUUGUUGUUUUUUUUACAGAUAAGGUCAAAAAUGACAGUUUGGAGUUAUAAAAUUAUGUUGAAGGUUUAUUUAUGGCGUUAAAACUAUUCUGCUCUUUUUGUUUCGGUGUUUAUUUCCUGCAAUAACUGAAUGCAUGUCCUGUUUUUGUUGAGUCCCUGUUUACAUGAUUUAUGUUGUCCUUUGUGUACUCUUGUUGUGCUCUGUAUACAAUGGACGUAUGGACAUCAAGAAAAUAAUGUAAAACUCCCUUAACUGUACAAGUUUUAUCAGCCAUCUGGUGUCCAACCUGUCAAAUAACAGAAAAAAAGAAAUGGAAACUUUGGGAUGGAAAAAAAAGUUUUGUACCCUUCCUCUGACUUUUGUAAUAUUCUUAUGCUGUCCCGAUACUCUUGAUGGUACUAUAAUGACUUUACCGGGACGUGAACUACUUAUACAAAAAUUAAAUCUUUCUAUAAACCUGUGUCUCUUCUUCAUUUCAUGUUGCAUCUUGGAGAAGUCUUAUCCUUCGUUUACAGCAGUUUCUACUCCUUGGAUUUGGAUACAAAUGUCUGUCCACCAAAAACAGCAAGCAUAUGUUUUUGUUUGUCUUUGAAAAUUGGAGCAAAGGUAUGUGAUUAAUAUCACAAGAUCUUCCAGCUCUGAUGUAGCAGUCUCAUGUUCUAUACAUGUAGUUAAAUAAGAAAGUAAAAUGAUGUUCACAGGUCUACAUUUUUGGAAAAUCUCUGAAAAACGUGUAAAAAUAAAAGGAAGGUUAUAGAAAUGUAAGGCAAAGUGUUCUUUCCUGAGCUUUACUUUCAACAGCAGUAAAUCCCUACAGAUAACAAUAAUAAUAAAAAUAACUUUUAUUUAUAAAUGUUGAAGGUAGGUGAAAGAGAAUCCCAGUAGGCAUACAAUCAUUCCUGGCUGCAAAAUGUUGAAAUAAAAGAGUCAGACUUUGAGACUAAAUCUUUAUUCUACUUUAAGAAAUGUGUCCCAGGAAGUUGGCUUGCAGUACAUCUCUGUACACUUCUGUUUGUAGUGAAGCAACCAUAGGAAAAAUAAUGUAGUAAAAAGUUUGAAUCU